AUGAAAUCCCCUCUUCAGGAGGAAGAGGGCCCAACCCCUGCGAAGCUCUGCGCCUUAUAUGAUGCCGGUGGUGGGGUGCGCUUUUCUGACUCGUUUGCGAUUUACUCGAUCGUCGCGUUCCCUCCCGAGUGGGCUACUAUCAAGCUCGAUCCGAUCAUAAUCGAUCAGCUCGAGAGAGCUGCUUCCCUUGUCGCAACCAAAAUUCCUAUCCUGUCCAAACUGCCCGAGCCUCCGCUUCCCGACCUCGUUUCGUUACCAUGCCCGCCUCGGACACUUUCCCAAAGCGACAGCCGUACAAGCCCAUGUGACCAGCUGCCCUGGUUCUUGAUUCAUGCUGCAACAUACCCUAAACACUGUGUGUUUGGUCGGAGCGAUUCCUUGGCGUCGCUUCUCGUCGUUCUCCAGCGCCCGUGGUGCAUUCUCGAGCUGUGCUGCUGUGACGCCUCAACAAUAGCCGCACUUCAUGAUUUUGCAAUCCUGGCCUUGGAGAUCGAUGGGCCAACCUAUAGCCCUGCUGUCACGUUACUGGCACACGAGUUGUCACACAGGAAAGACGGCCACUCCAAAAGCUCACCAGUAAAGAGUCUCGCAAGUACAACGCAGAAUGAUCCCGAAGGCCACGAUGCGUUUGCCAUGUAUAGGGAACUUUCUCGAAGUUGUCUUCGAUCACAUAACUCUUUUUGGAUAGGAUUGAUUACUGCUUGUGCAGUCUACCUGGGCGUAGCAUUCUCGGAUUUGACAAAGAUGCUGGGCGAUCUGGUCGACAGUCGUCAACACAUGUGCCCAGCAAACUUCAACACUCUCAAGAUGAGAUCUAGAAGUCUGUCCUCGCAAUAUAUCGCCCCCAUUUGCCGAUCGAGCCAGCCAUGGCAGCGGUCCAAAAAGCUUGCACUGCUUAGAAGGCAUAGCAUUGAUGUCAUCUCACAUACCGAGGAGGACCCGCAGAUCAAUUCUCGCCUCGAUGGAACUGACAUACGAGAUCUCUUGGAUCUUUACUCUAGAAUUCUGGAAAGAUUUAGGGAGGACCUCCCCUGA
Messenger RNA from Penicillium daleae, 1035 nucleotides. RefSeq lists its product as uncharacterized. NCBI's taxonomy places the organism in Eukaryota, Fungi, Ascomycota, Eurotiomycetes, Eurotiales, Aspergillaceae. Bases 1 to 1035 code for a protein of 344 amino acids. The transcript has a single exon. The record is from RefSeq and is a predicted model, not a curated record.